Messenger RNA from Diaporthe amygdali, 222 nucleotides. RefSeq lists its product as uncharacterized. NCBI's taxonomy places the organism in Eukaryota, Fungi, Ascomycota, Sordariomycetes, Diaporthales, Diaporthaceae. The coding region runs from base 1 to 222 and encodes 73 amino acids. Gene Ontology annotation, biological process: proton motive force-driven ATP synthesis. The record is from RefSeq and is a predicted model, not a curated record. The transcript is spliced from 3 exons.
AUGGUCCAAUACUACAACGUCGCUGGCGCCAAAGUCGGCUCCCACUACCUCGCCAUGGGCGUCCUGGCGGCUCUCUUUGGCGGCUCCAAGCUCGCUCUCGGUGGCGGCAGCAAGGCCACGGUCAAGACACCUCCCAUCAACGCAUCAAGCAACGAAGAGGCCGACUUCAUCAAGCAAUUCAUGGACCAAGCAGAGGCGGACUCCAAGAAAGAGAAGCACUAG